ACGAAGAAAAGGCUUACAAUUCGUUCAGUCUUAUCUCUGAAGUUUAUUUAAAAGAAGAGGAAAAAACCAGGUUAAAAAGAAUUCGAAAAGAACAUGAAAAAAUAUUAUUUGAUAACUUUUCUGCUUGUGGUUGUUGUGGUUUAAUCAGUCAUAAUAAAAACACUUGUAAUAGAAAUCCCUAUCCUAGAUUACAACAACAUCAAAAACUAAGACAUUGUAGUAAUUGUGGCAGCACUUUAUAUAGAAUAUGUCGAAAAAAAGGACAUAAUAGAAACACAUGCCCAAGACAAUUUGGUAUCAAUACAUUUUACAAUGAUGGAGAUAUAGUAUUAAAUAGAAUGAGAAAAACUUUAGUACCCUGGCAAUCACAUAAAAUCGUUAGAAACAGACCUCCUGAAAGAAGAACAUGUACAUAUUGUGGUGCAUUAGAUCAUAAUAGAAGAAAAUAUCUUUGGAAAAAUACUCAAGGUAGAAACCUACGAAAUGUAGCUGAAAUCAGAGCUGCAGCAAAAAAAUAUUUUGAAGCACCAUAUUAUCCUAUACGAAUGUGUGGUUGGUGUGGUGCCAUCGGUCAUAAUAGUAAAAGUUGUACUAUUCAUAAAGCUAGAUCAUAA
Dentiscutata erythropus is the source of this 614-nucleotide messenger RNA. Lineage: Eukaryota; Fungi; Glomeromycota; Glomeromycetes; Diversisporales; Gigasporaceae. The record is from the annotation of a GenBank genome assembly.